AUGUUCGUCUUACCACCACCCCCUCCGCGCUACACCAUCCCUAUCGCCUAUGCGGCGGGGGCUGCGAACGGCAUGGCGGUUCCAGUAGUCGAGACGAAUAACACAAUCUCUCACCCGGAGGGUGGUUGUCCACUACAAGUCGGAGAAGGUACUUACACACUCAAGGAUGAUCUUCUGCUGGCGACACCACCUCCUCAUCCAUCGGAAGCACCAAUCAUCAAUCCAAACCCACUUGCGACAGUUCCGUCGCCUCCAACUGCCGGUGUCAAAGUGUGCCUUGUGAGCCUCGACCCGCGCAAGAAGCCUCCAACUUUCCUGAAGUCCGGCAUCACGGCGCCGCCAUUCGGAGAUGGAAAUGCCGCUCUUGCACCGGCACCUGUGCCAGCAAAGGACGCCGCGAAGCGACGGAAGCCUAAGAACAACAUUAUCAAGAGCAGCUCUUCGUUUGUCUCCCGAGUGAUCACGCACGAAACCUCGGCAAAGCGUCUCAGUGAUCGCGACCCGAAUGGUGUAUUCGCUUUUGCGAAUAUCAACCGGGCCUUCCAGUGGCUGGAUCUCAAUUCGGCACAGAAGGAGGAGCAUCUCACCAAGGUGCUCUUUACUAAGGCACACAUGCUUUGCCAUGAUAUUAACGAAAUGACCAAGACCUCCUCGCAUUUGGAUAUCGUGAUGGGUUCUUCGGCCGGUGAUAUCAUUUGGUACGAGCCCAUGUCGCAGAAGUAUGCUCGCAUCAACAAGAAUGGAGUCAUCAAUAACUCUCCCGUCACAAACAUUAAGUGGCUGCCUGGGUCUGAGAACCUCUUCCUGGCAUCGCACGCUAAUGGUGUUUUGGUGGUCUAUGACAAGGAGAAGGAGGAUGCCUUGUUUACUCCGGAGCUCACUGGUCACCCCGAGAAAGAUCCCGCCAGAUUGCCCAUUGAGAUUCUGAAGUCGGUCAACUCGAAGAACCAGAAGACUAACCCUGUUGCGUUGUGGAAGCUGGCAAAUAAGCGAAUUUCGCACUUUUCGUUCGCCCCGGACCACAGACAUUUGGCUGUUGUUUUGGAUGACGGCUCCCUUCGUCUCAUGGAUUACCUGAAAGAAGAGGUUCUGGAUAUCUUCCGCAGCUACUACGGCGGCUUGAUCUGCGUCUGCUGGUCUCCUGACGGCAAGUACAUCGUGACCGGAGGUCAGGAUGACCUAGUCACGAUCUGGUCCUUCCCCGAACGUAGAAUCGUUGCCCGAUGCCAGGGUCACAACUCUUGGGUAUCCGCAGUGGCAUUUGAUCCCUGGCGCUGUGACCAAAAGACCUACCGUUUCGGCAGUGUCGGAGAUGACUGCCGUCUUCUGCUGUGGGAUUUCAGUGUUGGCAUGUUGCACCGGCCCCGUGCUCAUCAUCAAGCAUCUACUCGUCACCGCAGCAGUCUCGUUGUUCCGGCUACGCAGACAUCGAACCGUCACCGGGCUGAUAGUGGCGGUAAUCGGAUGCGGUCAGACUCGAACCGGACGGAGAAGUUUGAGGGAGAUGUAGACCCGUUGGCUAGUCAUCCCGUUGAGCCCCGUGCUCGGACUGCUCUUCUUCCUCCUAUUAUGUCUAAAAUCGUGGGCGAGGAUCCUCUCUGCUGGCUUGGGUUCCAGAAGGAUUGCAUUAUGACAUCCUCUCUUGAAGGCCACAUUCGAACCUGGGACCGACCCAAUGACAGCGUUGUUAAGCAGGAGCAUCGUCUCUGA
Messenger RNA from Penicillium subrubescens, 1710 nucleotides. RefSeq names its product WD40 repeat domain-containing protein. Gene Ontology annotation, molecular function: protein binding. The record is from RefSeq and is a predicted model, not a curated record. Bases 1 to 1710 code for a protein of 569 amino acids. Gene Ontology annotation, biological process: carbon catabolite repression of transcription. Gene Ontology annotation, cellular component: nucleus; cell tip; cell division site. NCBI's taxonomy places the organism in Eukaryota, Fungi, Ascomycota, Eurotiomycetes, Eurotiales, Aspergillaceae. The transcript has 7 exons.